AUAAAGUUGGAAUAAUAGUCUACAGUGAUUAGGUACUGGUUCCCUCGAAUAUCCAUUAUGUCAGCACCUACUUUUUCCCAUGGGCUAAUCCCCUCACAGUGUUGCCAGAGAGUCUCUUUCUGAUUUCUGGGCUUUCUUUCCUGGCAAGCAGCUCAUGACUGUUUCAUUUGUUUGAUCUCACCAGCCAUGCCUGGCCAGAAAAUGACAUUUCUUGCUCUUCUCAUCAUACUGUCGUAUCCCAGAUGAGAGGUAUGUAACUCCAUUUUUAUUUCACGACUCAUGCUUUUCGGUGUUUGUUGAUGUGUGUUUUAUAUAGGUUGCACCACUCGGUGUUUGGGAGUAACAUCCCUUGUAACUGUUGUUGUCAACCAAUAUGGCGUUCGAUUAAACAGCUGAUUUCAUGUCUUAUAAGUUAUAUCCAGAGUCUUGUUAUUCUUCGUUCAUAAUAAUCAACAGUGUUAGAUAAUUAGUAUCCUUUCUCGUUUCAUUAUUAUUCCAUUGCUGAUGCUUCUAAGAGUAUCAAAGACUCAACAAACACUUUGAGUGAUCAACUAAAAUGAUGGCUUCAUCGUAAGCAACAGUUGUGACAGUUCGUGGGAUACGGAGAUCUACAUCUAUCUGGAAUGUUCGACAAGUAAGAUUACAAAUUAGUCUUUAGUAUUCGAAGAGAUAGAAGACCAUUGUACAAGAACUUUUAGGAAAUUGCCGGAAUAUAUAUUUCACUUUAUGGAUAAAUUCACUCCAUUGCAACAGGAUCACGUUCUGAAGUCAUUACGGACAUGUUAACUUUAAAAAAAACAGGUUGUGCUCCGAAAAGGAAUUCGUUGUUAUCCACACUGACAACCUAACAGCCAUGAAUGUUUGUGUCUUGGGUCUUAGCCAUAUAAUACUAAUCGCUAUGGUUGUAGUACCCGGAAUAUCGAAUGACCUUCAAAGCUGUCAAGCUGCCCAGCUACGUUGUCAUGCCAGAAGUGGAUGCCUGAUGGCGCUCAGUAACUUUUUUCUUCACUGUCAGGCUGUAAUUAAAGGAGACACCAAAGCUUCGUGUCCGACAGAAUGCAAGCACGCUCUGGUGUCUCUGUUGUCCACCGAAGACAACGCUGGAGUCGCCUUCAUCAACUGUGACUGCCAUAAGGGAGGUGUGUGCUCCGAAAGAAAAGAGCGCGUAGCUGUCUGUCAGAACGAAGUCUUGGAAUCCAUAAACGUUCUUCGGGAAGACGCACAGCCUGUUUCCUGCAAUCUGGCCAGAGGCGUCUGCGAGGCGGAUACCUCGUGCCUCGCGGCUCUUCAGUAUUACUACGACCACUGUUCACGACUGUUCAGCGGCGUCAGGUGCACAGCGAGGUGCAGAAACAGCCUGGAGAUACUGUCCCGCCAACCUCACGCCAGCAAGCUGCGCACUUGCAAAUGUGAUGGCACCGAAGACUACGAUUGCGAAGCGCUCAAAGUAAACACCGAAGCGAUGUGCUUCCACAACAAGAGAAAAAUCAGAAACGACAUUAACUCUAUUCCAGAUUCUGGUGAUGAUUUAUCCAAAGAGUCUGACGAACCUUACAACAAGAAGAAGAUGACAGCGCGGGAUAAGAAAAAAGCCAAACGAAGGAAAAGAAGAAACCGAGCAUUAACCAAUUUAAAGAAAGCCCAACGAGACAAGAAGCUGAAAGAGAAAAAAUCAACACAGAGAAAAACCCAGAAGUCAUCCAGUACAAAAUCCUGAAUGAAUUUGAUCUAGUAGGCUCUAUAAAAAAAAAAACGAGAUCUAAGUCUAGAUAAAAAAAAAAAAAGCACA
This is a messenger RNA of Biomphalaria glabrata, 1789 nucleotides long. Its product is annotated as growth arrest-specific protein 1-like. The transcript has 3 exons. The record is from RefSeq and is a predicted model, not a curated record. Gene Ontology annotation, biological process: regulation of cell cycle. Lineage: Eukaryota; Metazoa; Mollusca; Gastropoda; Planorbidae. The coding region runs from base 854 to 1717 and encodes 287 amino acids.